This is a messenger RNA of Drosophila sechellia, 1398 nucleotides long. RefSeq lists its product as uncharacterized. Bases 1 to 1311 code for a protein of 436 amino acids. The transcript has a single exon. NCBI's taxonomy places the organism in Eukaryota, Metazoa, Arthropoda, Insecta, Diptera, Drosophilidae. The record is from RefSeq and is a predicted model, not a curated record.
AUGGCAUCUUCAUCCGCUUGGCUUGUCCUUCUCAUGGGCAUUGGCCUCUCUGGUGCCCUGGAUUUGAACUUGCAAAAUAGCAGCAGCAAACUCUUGACGGUUCUCAACACAUCUGCUCCGGCUCAAGAGUUGCUAUACCACAUCGAUGUCUGGCGAAAUGAGGCAUCUGCUGUGGCCCAGGAUAAUCCUGCAUCUUCCAAUCUGGAGUCAGUAAUUCGCUCUGAAGUCGGAGGUGACUGGGAACGGGGUAGGCUAGUCCUUCAAAUAGCGAAUCAAGCCAGGACAUUGGAGCUUAAGCAGGCUAUUUACACAGCGCUGUGGAAGGAGCUCCAGCAGACCAAGCAGAUUUACGAUCCCCUAAAGAUUUUAGAAUUUUAUGACCAGCUGUCUGUGCACACUGACGUCCCACUCCAACUGAUGGAUCAUAUUUACCGGGCUUUCAUCUAUCGAAGUGCCCAGUUAUUGGAAGCUCCAUUUCACACUGCCAGUCGAGUAGCCACUUUUCCAUUGGUGGACUCUCUGGUCAAUCGUCUAACAUUCAGCACUUUUGAUUAUCUGAGAGACAUUCUGGAAGUUCUCUACGAUGCUGUUUUGGCCCUGGAAACACCUUUAAGUGUAGUGCAGCGCCUGGGAAAUUUUACGGCUAGUUUGACGCAAUUGGCUCAAGCUAAUCUUCAAUUACUUAGCAGGCAGGAACUCAAACGUGGAGAUCCCGAAGUGCAAAAUGCCCUGCAGAGCAACAUCAGGAAUUUGAUUUCGCAGCCUGGAUUUGAAAAAGAAGUUACAAACUCCCUGCAAUCGGAAAUCUAUGAACACCUUCCGAAUGAUGAGCAACUGCUGUACACCGCUCGAAAAGUAUGCAUCCGGAAUGGGACUCAAGAAAAUUCGUAUAUUUACGAAUGCCCGCAGACGUACCUCAUCUGCAGUAACGCUCGAGAUCCAAAGAAGGCUGCCUAUUUCAUCCAACGUGGUCACAGUAACGACAGCCGGCCGCAAUUUGCUUUUUAUAGUGCCUUCUGGCGUAAUCGCUACAUCCUCAUGGAACCAGCCACUGCAACUGCGAGCAAUGCAACCAACUCGAUUACCAAAAACGUUUACAGCCGGCCAAACAUUAACUGGUGGAGAGUGGUAUAUGUAAAUGGAGGGAUUUCCUUUUACGAUGCUGCCACUGAAAACUCCGUUCUGUGCGGUGGCGAUCCUUUACACUGGGAUGGCGAAGAGCAUCACGUCUACACAAGACAUGCAUCGCAGUUUUCAGCUCAUCAGGCAGAGUGCACCUGGAGCCUCGAAGACUGCAGUGAUGCCGCUUAACUGGAAGUGAGAAGGGAUUUCAAACCUUAAUAACUAUAAAUUAUUACAAUGUUUAUUUUGACUAAUAAGGCACAUGAGAAAAUCCAA